Messenger RNA from Clunio marinus, 4773 nucleotides. NCBI's taxonomy places the organism in Eukaryota, Metazoa, Arthropoda, Insecta, Diptera, Chironomidae. The record is from the annotation of a GenBank genome assembly.
AUGAAUAAGUUUCACAACAUUCUUUUAGAACAGUGCUCGAAGACAGUAUUGAAAAAUAUCUCAAAUUUUUUAAAGAAAGAUAUUCGCGAAGUGAAAGAUUACAAACAAAUCUUUUCGAAGAUAUCUGAGAAUUAUGAUGGUGCAUUGUAUAAAAACUCACAAGUGAAUAAAAAUCGUUUACAGGAGAUAAUUGAAGCUGAAAAUUAUGUUUUCUCAACAAAAUCUCAAUUCCAACAUUCCGCAUUGGAUUAUGUUAAUUACAUCACAAUGAUACAAUCAAAGAAGCGACCUGAAAUUCUCUCAACACUUUUAAGUUACGUUUCAGCAUGUUCAACGUAUUUCCAUCAAGGGAGUGAUUUAUGCCAAGACUAUGACACCUAUUUGUUCAAAGAAUUGGACGAAGAAGUUACAACUAUGAGAAAUGAAUAUGCACAACUCGAGAAGACAAUGCAGAAACGUCAUAAUUAUGUUAAUGGGUUUUUAGAUGAGCCAAAGGAAGUCUCGGAUGACAACAAAGUCAUUGGACGAGAAAUGGAAGGAUAUUUAUUCAAGCGAACAUCAAAUGCUUUUAAAACGUGGAAUCGUAGAUGGUUCUACAUGAAAGACAAUAAAUUAUAUUACAGGAAACGUUCGGGAGAAGAUCUUCCAACAAUUAUGGAAGACGAUUUAAAAUUGUGCACAGUUCGACCCGUAACAGAUUCUGAUCGAAGGUUUUGCUUCGAAGUCAUUUCACCUACAAAAAGUCACAUUUUGCAAGCUGACUCUGAGAAUCAAUAUCAAGCUUGGGUUCAAGCUUUGCAUUCUGGCAUUGGACAUGCAAUUCAGAAUAACAGUCGCUACUCAAACCACAUGUGUGCAUCGUCUUCAUCAGUAUCAUCAAGUAAUCCAAAUCCUAGCUCGUCAAUGGCACCGCCAGCAAAUAAACCGAAGGAAAAGAGAAUAAAUUGGCGACAAAUGUUGUUGAUUCCUGGCAACAUGCGUUGUGCUGAUUGUGGAAGUUCUGAUCCAAAAUGGGCAUCAAUUAAUUUGGGAAUCACUUUGUGUAUAAGUUGUUCCGGUGUUCAUCGAUCACUUGGCGUUCAUUAUUCGAAAAAGUUUGUUCUUCCAUUGAAUGAUGAAAACAAGAAAACUGAAUUGUUACCCCCAAACCUUCUUCCCUCACCAAGCAAAUGGAGUGUCAAGAAGCAUCGUCGUCGUGCUGCUAGACGUCACAUAAACAAUAAUAACGACAUGAAGAUAACAUCAAAGGAACAUGACAACAGUGAAGAUGAAAAAGAAAUCAAUGAAAGUAUUUUGAUAUUGGGAAAUUGUUUGAUUGAUAGUAAUUACAGUUUGAUUCCGGAGACUUGUAGUUUGUUUACAAAUUCCGAUCAAGAAUCAACAAGUGGAGAAGAAGACGUUCUUGAUGAAGAAGAAAUUGACAAAUUAAACCCAAAUUAUGUUCUCUACAAAGCGACAACAGCUCACAAUCUCCCAGUGAUGUGUCAAGCAAUAAGUCUUGGUGCUGAUAAGAAUUGGGAGAAUCCUGACAAUUUAAAUCGUACACCUUUGCAUCAGGCAAUAUUAUCGGGAUCUCUGAUGACAUGCGAAUUUUUGCUUCUCAAUGGUGCCAACAUUAAUUGCACAGACAUCAAGGGCUAUACACCACUGCAUUUAUCAAUUGAAAUUGGCAACACAGCUCUCGCUUAUCUCUUACUCAAACAUAAAGCCAAAUAUGAUUUAACGACAAAUGAUGGAAAACUUCCAAUCGAUUUUGCAGUUGCAACUGCUAAUGCUGAUGUUGUGACGCUUCUUCGUCUGCAUCAACUGAAUGAAGAAAUUGGCGCAACAGAUGAUGGAGAACCAGGUGGAGAUUCAACGUACAAUGAUGUCAUGCGUGACUUUUCACAUUUGGCUAACAAUCAACGUCUUAGAACAACAAGAAGAGACGAUGGCAGCUCAUCUUCAUCAUCAAUCGCUAACUCAAAUAACAUGGACAAUAUUUCAAUGGAUUAAAGUUUGCACAACAUUAAAUAAUCGGAUCUCUCAUUAUCCGUGAAUCUCUUUGCAUCACAUAAUUGUUGGAAUAUCAUCGCUUUAUUAAAUUGUUUAAUGAUAUUCAGAGUAGAAAUCAAAUUAAUCGUUAACCAUGUUGCACCAAAAUUUGUUAUUCCUUUAUUUCCAUUCAUGUUUCAUUUGAGAUGAAGUUAAUUAAUGAUCAGAUAGAACAUUUAAGGAUGUUUAUUGGUGAAUAUUGUUAAUGCUACGAAGAUAAUUCAAAUAUUCAAAUUCAUUCCAAGAAUAAAAUGUUGCGUUUGUUGCAUUUAAAAUUUAAGUUUUCGCACCAGAAAAACAGAAAAAAAUUUAUUAUUAAUUUUUUUUGAUUAAAUCAAAAGAAAAAGUGUUUUCCACGAUAUUUAUUUUAAGUUUUUCAUUCAUCAAUUAAAUUACACAAUCUUAAUCUAAAUAUUUGCAAUUGUUUAAAACUUUAUCAUUUAUCUUUAAUUUUUUAUUUUAUUAAGAAAAAAACUUCCUUAUUUUUAUAUUCUUAUAUAUUUGAUUUAAAUAAUUAUUUGCACACAUUGACGCUACUCAAGAGAAACUCACGAAUAAAGAAAUAAAAAUGGGAACGAAAAGUUACACAUUUACAAAGUUAAUUGAAAUUUGUUUUUCACAUUUAAGAGAAAUCGAAUUUAUGUCUUUUAAGAUUUAAUUUUUUUACUUUACUGUGUGCUCAAAUAUUGAAGAUUCAAACAAAUCAUCACUCACGAUGAAAAGUUUUCCUUUUUCUAAUCGUAAUCAUUAAUCAAUAAUCGCAAAGUGCUGCUGAGAAGGUAAAAAGUCUUAUAAAUUGAGAUGAGAGAAAAACGAACAUCAAUGUUUAUCUAUCUUGUCAUAAAACUACAAUCAACGUCACACACAUAUGGCUUACUCGUGCUGUUUUCUUUUAUUUUAUGAAGUCAUGGUUAAGAAUGUUUUCCUUAAAAUCUAAAGAAAUUUACUUUCUUCACAGAACAUCCUACAAACAGAAUUUUAAUAAUGAUGACAGCGACGAGCUUUUUCGAAUGAUUAAAAUAAAUUAAAGAUGGGCCUUAUCUACUAGUUACGGGUAUUAGUUUUUCUCUUUAACUAUUCUUCUUCCUUCUUUUAUAUUUUUCUAAUAAUUUCAUGACAUAAAAGAAAAACAGAAACUUUUCGCGAUUUUCUUUUUGCUUUUUUUUUAACUCAUUUGAGAUGAGAAAUAUUUCUUUAAAUAAUUAAAUGAUCUUGUACUUGUUUGUCCAUUUUUCUUUCUUUUUGCUAAAUCUGCUAAUGAUUCAUGGCUGCUUACCUUGGAGGAAGCUUACAAUUUCUCGAGAUAAAUAACUUUAGCUGUGGUUUGCUCUGGUUGCGUUGUGGUUGUUGUCGUGACCGCUGUUGUUGUCGUUUGUUGUUGUUCGUCAGAAUCCCCUUCGGUUUUUGUAGCGUUCUGUUUACUCUCAUGAGAUAUUCUCACAUGUUCACGUAAACUGUAUUUGUUCUUAAAUGUUUUCUUACAAUAUUCGCAUUUUCUUGGCGGUUGAGAUGUGUGCUGUGUUCGAACAUGCCUCCAGAGAUUCACUGACGUUAUGACCAACUUACAAUACUGACAUUGUGUCCAUUUACUGUUCGCUUCUUCACCUGAUUUCUCGUCCGUUUCUAAAAUGAAAUCUUUAUCAACAUCACCCGUCGCCAUUGUUUCUGCUUGUUCAUCACCAGUUGUGUCAUUACCAACAUCAUCUGCCAUUUGCUGCUUUCCUUCUUCGAUAAUCUCAAAUGUUUCCUGCAUUAAUGUCAUUUCUUCCAUGUUAUCCUGACUUUGUUCAGCGUUUUCUAUUGCACUGACGACAUAAUUACAUUCCGGCAUUCCUGACUUCAUUGUUAAAUACUCAACUUCCUCAAAUACUGAUUCCUUUCCAUUUUCAUCUACAAUCACUGUCUCUUGUUUACCGAAACUGUUCUCAACAGCUUCAGUAAUAAAUUGUUGGGUUGUCGUUGCUGUAGAAUUCGAAUUAAUGGCGGGGACUUUUGCUGGUCGAGUUUCUUUUAUGGUGAAACGUUUGCGUUUUGUACCAAUUCCUGAUUGAUCAAACACUACGUUUUUGAUGGUUUGAACUGUUUGGUUUUCAAUUUUAAUGGGAGAUGUUUUAAUAAUGUUGUUGGUAUUUUGUUGCUGGUUGUUGGAGAUAUUUUGUGGAGUGGCAAGUAAGAUUUUGUUGCCUUCAGGCACCGACAACACUGAAAAGAGCGACUCGGAUUGAGUAACUGGUGUCGCUAUGAGUGAUUUUUCAGGUACAAUCUCCUGAUUUUCUGAUAACCCUCGAACUUGUAACAUUUCAGCUACAUGAAGAAAUGAUGACAAUGAAUCUUGACUGAUGGAAACUUCUCCCUUAUACAUAAACUCAACAAUGUUGGCGAGAUCGUCAAACUUUACAUUUUUGAAAAUUACCACUGGAUGUUUACAAGGAUUUUCCAUAAACGUUUCACGAAAAUAAGUACUACAAACACUGAGAAUGAUUUUGUGAGCUCUCAAUCGUUUUCCAUCGCAACAAAGCGUAACAUCUGUGAGAAAUUCGUCCUCUGAUCGUAAAACGUUAAAAGAAUUCGCUAAAUGCUGGCAAUGUGAAUGCCAUUUUAGUGAAAAUUGUUGGGAAGCCAUCUGAAAAUUGCAUAUUCUCAGCUUCCUUGAAUAAUUUAACAAUUUUCUUCAAGCACAACAGAUGAAUUGAGUUAUUGGUAAAAAUAAAAACACACUUUGAGAUUAUUAAAAGCCUC